Molecule: messenger RNA, 998 nt
Organism: Daphnia pulex (common water flea)
Lineage: Eukaryota; Metazoa; Arthropoda; Branchiopoda; Diplostraca; Daphniidae
Product: enoyl-CoA hydratase domain-containing protein 3, mitochondrial-like
Exons: 6
Coding region: 59-931 (290 amino acids)
Cellular component (GO): mitochondrion
Molecular function (GO): hydro-lyase activity
Source: RefSeq, a predicted model, not a curated record
UUUCCCUUUCGGCGGCUUCCUAUUUCUAGUAGGCUGUACCGUACGAAAUGUAAACAAGAUGACAAUGGCGACGCGCCUAUCUUAUGCUCUUGGAUCCAUCAAAAAUGUUCAUAAAUAUUUUUUUUCAUCUUUGGCCACUUCGCAGCCGGAAAGUUUAAAUCUUGUAAAUUUUUCGAAUGAGAAUGGAAUAUAUAAAGUACAACUAAAUUCUCCUAGAACUAGGAAUGCACUGUCUACUGAAAUGCUGAAUGAACUUCAAAGUAUUUUCAAGGCAGUUAAUGAAGCCAAAGGUGCUCGUUGUGUUCUUCUUUCUUCAUCAGGGAGUAAAGUCUUCUCUGCUGGCCAUAACUUAAAGGAAUUGACAAAUGAAACUCCUAAAACUCAUCAUGAAUUAGUGUUCUCAACAUGUACUAGUCUUAUGAAACUCUUAAUUGAUUGCCCUAUUCCUAUCGUAGCUCAGGUUGAUGGAAUAGCUGCUGCAGCUGGUUGUCAAUUGGUAGCCAUGUGUGAUAUUGUUGUGGCAAGUACCAAUGCAACCUUCUCCACUCCAGGGAUAAAUUUGGGACUCUUUUGCUCAACACCAGGAGUGGCUGUCGCUAGGGCAAUCCCAAUGAAAUUAGCAUCUUACAUGCUCUUUACUGGUCUUCCAUUGUCAGCUGAAGAAGCUUUAAAGGCUGGCCUGGUUAGUAGAGUUGUACCAGCUGAAAAUAUAGAAUUAGAAACCCAACAGGUUAUUGAGAGUAUCUGCAAGAAAAGUCUCCCUGUCAUGCGUUUGGGUAAACAGUUUCUUCACCGGCAAUUAAAAAUGGAUAUCAUGGAGGCAUAUAAGGAAGGAGAAAAUGUAAUGGUGGGUAAUUUGCAGCUUAAAGAUGCUCAAGAGGGCUUAAAAAGUUUUGCUGAAAAAAGAGAGCCAAAAUAUCAAGACCAUUAGUUUUCUUCCUUUUUGUAUAGUUUAAAUAGUAACACUUUGCUUUUAUUAAAUUUCAUUCCUGAAAGAA